Amphiprion ocellaris (clown anemonefish) is the source of this 4377-nucleotide messenger RNA. It is a transcript of the gene dhx32b, whose product is annotated as DEAH (Asp-Glu-Ala-His) box polypeptide 32b. Gene Ontology annotation, cellular component: intracellular anatomical structure; spliceosomal complex. The transcript has 11 exons. NCBI's taxonomy places the organism in Eukaryota, Metazoa, Chordata, Actinopteri, Pomacentridae. Gene Ontology annotation, molecular function: RNA binding. Bases 159 to 2384 code for a protein of 741 amino acids. The record is from RefSeq and is a predicted model, not a curated record.
GUGAGCCUUUCAUUUGGCUUCACUUGCAGAAGCGGUGUGUGUGUGUGUGUGUGUGUGUGUGCUGUCCAACAGUUUACUGAGAGCGGGAGAUUUCCAAACUUCAUUUCUGUGGAUCUGUAAAUGAAUUCUGCACCAGACAGACCGGGAGGUGACUUGUGAUGGCGCAGGACGUUACCAGUUUAAGCGGAGAAGACUGUUUUGAGGGGAAAUCGCCCUGUUGUUCAGACUCCGAAGCUUUGAGUCAAGGAGACAAAGAAUAUGAUGACAUCUUGGAGCUUAAUCAGUUUGAUGGACUGCCUUAUUCCUCCAGGUUUUACAAACUGCUGAGAGAAAGGCAAGAGCUGCCAGUGUGGAAAGCAAAGUGUGAAUUCAUGGACACUUUGGCCAAAGGACAGUUUGUCGUCGUCAGUGGCUCUGCCAGAACUGGAAGGAGCUCUCAAAUUCCUCAGUGGUGUGCUGAAUUCUGCCUGUCAGUCCAGUUCCAGCACGGUUUGGUGGUUUGUACGCAGAUUCACGCACAACAGGCGGUCGACCUCGCCUUAAGAGUGGCCGACGAGAUGGACGUCAACAUUGGUCAUGAAGUUGGCUACAGCAUCCCUUUGGAAACAUGCUGCACUAAUGACACAGUCCUCAGGUACUGCACAGAUGACGUGCUUCUGAGAGAGAUGAUGUCCGAUCCUCUGCUCGAGCGCUACGCUGUGGUGGUUGUGGAUCAGGCCCACCAGAGGACCGUAGCCACCGAUGUUCUCCAGGGUCUGCUGAAGGACGUGGCCCUGCAGAGGCCGGAUCUCCGUGUGGUCAUCCUCACAGCUGUUGAACCUGCACCCAAACAGCUGGCCCACUUCACUGGAUCUCCGCUGCCUGUGAUUCAUCUAGAGACUUUGGGUGCAGGAGAGGUGGUGUACAGCAGCACAGGAGACAGCUACUUCUGCUCUGCUCUCCGCCUCGUCUUGGAGAUCCACCACUCUGAAGAGAAAGGAGAUGUUAUUGUGUUUCUGGUGACGACGCAGGAGAUCGAUCUGGCCCAUGACAUCCUGUGUCAUGAGGGCCACAGUUUAGCACCUGAUCUGGGUGAGCUGCUGCCUGUUGCUGUGCAUCCUGGUCAGACUGGGAAUCUACCAGUGCUAGGGGAGGAGGAGGAAACAGGCCGGACGCGCAGAGUAUUCCUCACAUCCAGCCCCAACGAGGACUUCUUCUGGGCUCUUUCCUCAAUAAGCUUUGUUAUUGAUGCAGGGCUUGAGAAAAGAUAUGUCUACAACCCCAGAAUCAGAACAAACUCCGUCAUCAUUCAGCCAAUAAGCACAGGUCAAACUGAGAGUCGUAGACAGCUGGCAGGUCCAACAGGCAAGUGUUUUUGUCUGUACCCAAAGGACAGACAGCUUCCUGCUCAGAUUCGGCCACAUAUCAUGGAGUCCGACUUCACCUCCACGGUGCUCUUCCUGAAGAGGAUGGAGAUCGCUGGACUGGGUCACUGUGACUUCAUGGACAGGCCAGAUCCUGGAGGCCUAAUGCAGGCUUUGGAGGAACUCGACUACCUGGCAGCUCUGGAUAACGAUGGAAACCUGUCUGAGAUGGGCAUCAUCAUGUCUGAGUUCCCCUUGGAGCCACAGAUGGCCAAGACUGUGCUCGCCUCCUGUGAGUUUGACUGUGUCAGCGAGGUGCUCAUCAUCGCCGCCAUGCUAACAGCACCAACUUGCUUCAUGAUUCCUUCUGCGGAGCUAAAGCCAGAAGCAACUCAGUGCCACAUGAAGUUCCAGCACCCAGAAGGAGAUCACUUCACCCUUAUCAAUAUCUACAAGGCCUUUAAGCAGCAACAGCAGGAUCCAUACUGUAACGUGGAGAAGUGGUGUCAGGAUUUCUACCUGAACCACACUUCUCUGCUGACGGCCGACGCUCUUCGCACGGAGCUCAGCGACACCCUGAAGAGGAUCGAGCUGCCCAUCUCAGUGGCUGCCUUUGGAUCCCGGAGCAACACCAUCCACAUUAAGAGAGCCCUUCUAGCAGGUUUCUUCAUGCAGGUGGCUCGGGAUGUGGAUGGAUCCGGAAACUACUUCAUUCUGACCCACAAGCAUGUAGCUCAGAUCCAUCCUCUGUCUGGCUAUGGAGCCAAGAGCCCCAAGCUGGGCCUGCCAGAGUGGGUGCUGUUCCAUGAGCACUCCUUCUCUGAGGACAACUGCCUCCGAACUGCAACCCACAUAACACCAGAGGAGUUCAUUCAGAUGGCGCCGCAGUAUUUUUUCUACAAUUUACCAUCCAGUGAGAGCAAAGACAUCCUCCAGAACAUUUUGAAUCAUGGAGCUUCUCAGUACCAAGAAGAGAAACCCACGACGUCCCAAGAUGAACCCGAGGAGGACCAGACUUCUGAGCGCUGUGUUAUACAAUAACAGACCCACUGUUCCCAGUGGUGAUGAUGGACUAAUCAGUAGGAAUCAUUGCACUGUAGCACAUUGGAUGAUUGCAAAACUGAUCGUAGGAUUUCAUUAGAUUUUUACGAGUUACUUCCUUUCAUCUGUGCCUCUCAUCCUUCCAUUUUAUCACACAAUCAUCUUCUGUAUUUAUAAGUGCACUAAUAUAUGAAAUUUCUAAAGCUCAUUUUCACUACCUGAUUACUUUAUGUUUGUAUUUAAUCCUCCUGUUCAAAAAUGUUUCAGAUUUUAAAAUGUCAUUUUUUCCUAUUCAUCCCCAGUGAGGUUUAUAAUUUAGAUUUACAGUCCCGGCUGAAUCUUUUUAAUGAUUCCACAGCCUCACAUCCUGUCUCUCAUUUUUAUGACUUACCCUCAGUUACUGUCCAACAGUCAGUCACCCACAGCACUGAGGGUCCAGGCUGAUUAAUGAGGUGCAGGGACAGUUUGGACAUGCCUGCAGCUCCAUCUGCUGUGGAUACAGUUCAGUAACAGCGGGGUGACCCAGUUCACUGACACCGCUUUGAAAACAUCAUGUCCCCACUUCAGUGACCCACUGCCAGAACCCACAGGGCUCAGUGUCGCCUACCCACUUUAAAAAUCUUCCACUCUGAAUUGUGUCAAACAUCGGUCCAGAAUGUUAGAUCAUACUGUGUGUUUGUAUCUAAAGACUUGAUGAAAAUACCUUCACUUCAAUGGGGCUGAUCAGACGCGUCCUAUUAGCGAAAGAGCACGUUAGCCUUUUAUGAGACAAACAAUCAAAGAUACAGAGUGUAAAAUUUAAAAAGCUUUUAUUCUCAUCUCACAGCAAUCCAUGCUGAUAUAAAGUCACAUUUAUACGUACAGCACUGUGGACAAACUAGCCUCUUGAGUUUGCAUUGAAUGUUGCUGAACUAUUGCACACCGUUGCUGUGGAAAGCAAAUAACGCGUUUGAACUUAUUGUAGCCUCUCGGCCGUCACUUCACUCCAUUUUAUUCACAGCAUUGUUGAUGUUAUUGAAUAUCAAAAACACCAAUCAGUCAUAUUUAAAUUAAUCCGUCCCUGUGCUAAAUGAUUUGUGUCUUUUUCAGCCCCUAUGUGCAGAAUUUUUUAUCAAGACAUUUGUGUAAAAAUGAGACAAACCAGGUGACGUUUGGUACAGUCAGAAAUAAAUCCUACACAUAGGAGCUUUACAUAAGACCCAUAGCUGCUUUAGCAAUAAUAAAAUUAAAUACUGUCUUCUUGAAUUUACAACUCCUCACAAAAAUGUACAAUUGAAAAAAUGUGAUGCAAAUGUUAUAAAAAAGAUGAAAUCAUUUUAAAGGCGCAGGAGGUGAAAUUAGCUUUGAAACAGUAAUUCAGAGUAGGACAGUGUUGCCUGAGCAUGUGAUUGUUAUUAUCUAUGACGAUGAAUCAUUUGUGUCACAGCAUCUGUAAAGUCUUCCGAGUCUUCCUCAAAAUGUAGUCUGGAAGUGAUUCAAAGUCUUCUCCUUAUGAUGAUUUUUGUGUACCUGUGUCGUCACUUUCUGUUUCUGGGGUGAGCUGCUGCAGGAGUUCGAUGUAAACCUUGACACGGCUGAGCAGAGGUACAUUUUUCUCAGCACGGAGGAGUUUUGAGUACACAUUCUUGUAGGUUUUCAACAGCUCCUCAUCUUUAUUGCUGUAAGAAACAAAAAAUUAGUCAGUCUGGAGUGAGAAUUGCCAAAGUUAAAAGGAUAUUAGAUACACAAGUGUAGCCUAAUUCCACUUCCAUGGUGUGUUGCCCUUAAGGCACAAUUAUCGAUGUACUUUUAUUUUGAAAAAGCCUUCAUUUUAAAGUUCUCUGCUGACCAUUGUUGCUUCCUGUUCGCUAUUUUGAUGUUUACCUUUACACACGUCUGUGCUGUUCUGGAUGCACGGCUCUCUACUGUGUAAACGCCACAGAGGGAAUGUCGUAAGUAAUUAGCUUCCUUUUUGGACUGACUGGUUAAAGAUAAAAGGAUUUAUUUACAUGCA